UGGAAGAUCAACGGUCAAAAACUAGAUUAAUUUUUCUAUUCAAAAUUCCAUUUCGACGGUCGUCUCACUCACCAGAACUAAGUAACCUGCAAAAGAUCUCACUUCUCUAUUACUGUUGCCAAGGUACUGAUUUAAAUGGCUGAAAAGAAAUCAUCUAUGAGGAAGCCAGUUUUUGCCAAGGUUGAUCAGCUGAGUCCUGGCACGAAUGGGCACAAUCUCAUCGUGAAGGUUUUGAGUUCGAAGAUGGUAUUGCAAAAGGGUAGGCCGGAUGGGCCUCGAGUUCAUCAGAUGCGUAUUGCUGAGUGUCUGGUUGGGGAUGAAACUGGGACGAUUUUGUUUACUGCUAGGAAUGAACAAGUGGAAACCAUGAAGCCUGAAACAACUGUAAUUCUGAGAAACGCCAAAAUUGACAUGUUCAAAGGAUCAAUGAGACUAGCUGUGGACAAAUGGGGGCGUGUGGAAGCAGCUGCUGAUCCUGCCACCUUCACUGUCAAAGAGGAAAAUAACCUUUCCCUGAUUGAAUAUGAAUUAGUAAACGUAGAGGGAUAUGAAGCUGCCAGCAUCCUUCUCUGAUUAGAUCAGCGUUCAUAAAGAAAUGCUGGGAAAUGAAGUGUGUUUAGGAGACUGCUUGUCGUUUUUGCGAAGAUGUUGAUCCCACCUCUACGAAAGAAGAUCCUAAGUAUUACUUGAUGGUAAGUACGCAUUGCAGCUGGACGUAAAAAGCAGGUAUCGUCGCAGCUUGGCUCACGGUCCAGACUUGCUUUAGUUUGUCUAUUCUAACGGCAUGGAUUCUCUCUUGUCAAGAAAUCAUGUCUUCUUGUAUGGAUGAAAGGAAUAACUUUGUACUUCUUCGUGUAAUGAACAACGUAUGAUAUACUUAUUCUACUUCGUAUCAUAAAUAUUUGCAAGUAUUCCUGGUCA
Molecule: messenger RNA, 921 nt
Organism: Salvia hispanica
Lineage: Eukaryota; Viridiplantae; Streptophyta; Magnoliopsida; Lamiales; Lamiaceae
Source: RefSeq, a predicted model, not a curated record